Molecule: messenger RNA, 387 nt
Organism: Pseudopipra pipra
Lineage: Eukaryota; Metazoa; Chordata; Aves; Passeriformes; Pipridae
Product: hydrocephalus-inducing protein homolog
Exons: 4
Coding region: 16-366 (116 amino acids)
Biological process (GO): cilium movement; axonemal central apparatus assembly
Cellular component (GO): axoneme
Source: RefSeq, a predicted model, not a curated record
AGUUCACCUGAGCCAAUGAAAAGCCAACUGCAGAGUGACUCAACCCUCGAGAGACCUGCCAGGCUGAGAAGGUUCCGCUGGAUCGUUCCUGCCCACGGCGAGGUGGAACUGAAGAUCCGCUUCAGCCCCACAGUGCCAGGGCAGUUUGACCAGCUGAGGAACUUUGAGAUCCUGGGCUCAAAGCGCCUGUACCAGUUGCCCUGCAGUGCCACUGCCCUGUACCCCAGCAUCAGCCAGAACCCACGGCUGGUGUUUCCUCGCUGGAGGAAGAGCAAGGAGAAGGAGGACAUCAUCUCCAAGGAAUAUGUCAUGAGCACAAAGCAGUUCCACUUUGGACCGCUGCUUUGUGGCAAGUCAGGAGAGUGACCAUGGUCUUCCAGUGCCACC